AUAGCCCAGACCUCACCCUAGCACUGCAGCAGCAACAUGAAGAUGGUACCAUACCUGUGGAUUCUGGGCAUUUACUACUUGCAACUUCAAUGCAUCUGUGCAUCCUUUGUCACAGGAAAUCAAAAACAAGUCCAAAUUCCUAAAAACAUCAGUAUAUUAAUCCCAAAUGACUUUGGGUUGGAGCUGGCCUCUGGAGAUCAGCGUGAAAGCAAUGUAUCAUCUAGGCUGAAAAUAUUCUCAAUGGGUUAUUAUCAUGUCAGAAUUCCAUUUGAAAUCACAUUGUGGAUAAUGCUAGCUUCAUUAGCUAAAAUAGGCUUUCAUCUCUCCUACAAGUUACCAUCAGUGAUACCGGAGAGUUGUAUCUUGAUAAUUGUGGGACUCAUCAUGGGGGCAAUUAUUUAUGGUGUGAAGGAUAAAUAUGUUCCAGUGAUGAACAGUGAUAUUUUUUUCCUCUAUUUACUGCCCCCAAUUGUUCUUGAUGCAGGAUAUUUUAUGCCAAGUAGGCCAUUUUUUGAGAAUAUUGGUCCUAUUCUCUGGUAUGCCAUAGUAGGUACCCUAUGGAAUGUAUUGGGAAUUGGUAUCUCUCUUUAUGGCAUUUGUCAGGUGAAUGUUUUUGGACUUCAGAAUAUUUCACUUCUUCACAACCUUUGGUUUGGAAGUCUAAUUGCAGCUGUGGACCCAGUGGCAGUUUUAUCAGUGUUUGAAGAAAUCCAUGUAAAUGAAAGGCUUUAUAUCCUGGUGUUUGGAGAAUCCCUUUUAAAUGAUGCUGUUACUGUGGUGUUGUAUAAGCUCUUUGAAGCCUUUGAUAAAAUGGCAGAGAUUCAGCUUAUGGACAUCCUUGUUGGUAUUGGGGCUUUUUUCAUAGUUGGCAUUGGAGGAGUGCUGUUUGGUCUGGCAUUUGGAUUUGUGGCUGCCUUAACCACAAGAUUUACAGAGAAUAUCCGCGUCAUUGAGCCACUGUUUGUUUUCUUAUACAGUUACCUCUGCUAUCUUACUGCGGAGAUGUUCCAUUUGUCCGGUAUUGUGGCCAUUAUAGCAUGUUCUAUGAGCAUGAAACGCUAUGUAGAAUCCAAUAUCUCCCAGAAGUCCUAUACUACUGUUAAAUACUUCAUGAAGAUGUGGAGCAGCGUAAGUGAAACUCUGAUCUUCAUUUUCCUUGGAGUGUCCACUAUAGGAGACAACCAUGAAUGGAAUUGGCCUUUCAUUUCCCUAACUCUAGUCUUCUGUAUAUCGUGGAGAGCUUUUGGGGUCAUCGUCCUGACAUUUGUUUUAAACAAGUUCUGCUUAAACUCUAUCACCAAAAAGGACCAGUUCAUUAUUGCCUACGGAGGUCUUAGAGGUGCUAUAUGCUUCUCCCUUGUGUUUUUACUUCCUGAAUUUCCCAAAAAGCAACUCUUUAUCACAGCAACUACAGUUGUGAUCCUCUUUACAGUGUUUGUCCAGGGAAUGACAAUACGCCCAUUGGUAGAAUUACUGGAUGUAAAGAAGAGCAACAGAAAUAUCUCUACUGUGAGUGAGCAGGUUCACAUAAGGUUUUUGGAUCAUCUUGUGACUGGUAUAGAAGAUGUUUGUGGUCACUGGGGGCAGUAUUACUGGAAAGAUAAGUUUGAGUACUUCAACAAUAAAUACCUGAGAAAGAUUCUGCUUCGAGACAAUCAAACAAAAUCCAGCAUUGUGCUCCUCUAUGAAAAGCUGGAGAAAAAGCAUGCCAUUGAGCUAGCAGAGGCCGGGCAGCUAUCGGAUAUCUCCCAAAUCUCUGCUAAAGGAGGGAAGAUUAAAAGUAAAGAACUUAAACAGAUUCCUGCACACCAGCUGGAUGAUAUACAGAACAUUUUAGAAAGGAAUCUGUACAGCAUAAGGAAGGCGACGCCAGCAUACAGUAGGCACACUUUAUCUGGAGAUACUGGUGCAGAACAGGCCAAAGAAAUUCUCAUUAGGAGACAUCAGAGCCUUCGUGUUAAUCUGAACAAGCCGGAGGGCCCUAAUGGAAACCGGGUAUUUAUAGUUUUCAUUUUUUUCUGCCUUGACUAAUGCAAA
Molecule: messenger RNA, 2037 nt
Organism: Xenopus tropicalis (tropical clawed frog)
Lineage: Eukaryota; Metazoa; Chordata; Amphibia; Anura; Pipidae
Gene: slc9a2l
Product: solute carrier family 9 member A2 like
Exons: 11
Coding region: 37-2031 (664 amino acids)
Biological process (GO): sodium ion transport; regulation of pH; monoatomic cation transport
Cellular component (GO): plasma membrane; membrane
Molecular function (GO): sodium:proton antiporter activity; antiporter activity
Source: RefSeq, a predicted model, not a curated record